AUGAAAGCUAAAAGGCAUCAAAAUAGAGUGUUAACACUCUAUUCAGAGAAUGGAAGGAGGAUUACAGAUUUGCCUGAAAUUGCUACUGAAUUUAUUGAAUAUUACAAAAAUUUGCUUGGGAGAAAAGUGAAUACUCUAGAACCAGACCCUGCAGUCAUCUCUGAUGGUCCCAUUCUUAUGGAUAGACAUAGAAAUGAACUGGAGUCUCCAAUCACCAAUGAAGAGAUCAAGCAUGCUGUUUUUACUAUCUCUGAUGAAAAGGCCCCUGGACCUGAUGGUUAUAGUGCAUCAUUUUUCGAAAGCACUUGGAAUAUUAUUAGUGCAGACAUGAUCAAGGUUGUUCAGGAGUUUUUUAGUUCUGGUAAGCUACUUGGCUCUCUCAAUACAACUACCAUCACCUUAAUUCCUAAAGUUCUGAAUCCAAGCUCACCAUCUGAGUUUAGACCAAUUUCCUGCUGUAAUUGUGUCUACAAAGUGAUCUCGAAAGUAAUAACUGCUAGAAUCCAGAAAGUCACUGGGUAUUUAGUAAAUGAUGCACAGUGUGCCUUUGUCAAAGGAAGGAUUAUCUCAAAUAACAUUCUACUUGCUCAUGAACUGGUAAAGCAUUAUGACUUCAGUAGAGUUUCUGGAUUGGAAGCAAACUCCAAUAAAUGUGCUGUCUAUCUGGGAGGGGUUGAGGAAAAUGUCAAGAACCAAAUAUGUUCUCUACUGAGCUUUUCUGAAGGUUCUCUACCAAUUAGAUAUUUGGGGAUGCCUCUGAUUUCUAAAAGACUCUCACAUCUUGAUUGCUCAAAUCUGAUUAGCAAAAUUUCAGAACAGAUUCAAGGAUGGCAAAGCAGAAGAAAAAUGUCAUAUGCUGGAAGAAUUCAGUUAAUUAAAACUGUUAUUAUGGGGAUUCAGAAUUAUUGGACAAAUAGUUACAUUCUACCCAUAAGAGUUUUGCAGAAAAUAGACAAGUUAUGCUCUGAUUUCUUAUGGAACUGCAAAAUGCAUCUGAUAUCUUGGAGAGAUGUAUGCACAGACAGGAAAAUGGGUGGUCUGGGGAUAUACAGUGCAAAAACAUGGAAUUAUGCAGCUGCAAUGAAACUACUAUGGAUGAUUCAUACAAAAAAAGAUAUAUUAUGGAUUAAAUGGGUGCAUGAAAACUACAUACACCAAGUGGAUAUAUGGCAAGUUCAAGCAAGAAGAACUGAUUCUUGGAUGUGGAGACAAUUACUCAAGGUUAGAGACUUGGCUCUCAAUAAAUUUGGUGAUAAAAACAAUCUGCAGAGAGUUAUGAAAGAAUGCUAUGAUAAUGGGAAAAUCCAAAUAUCUGAGAUAUAUAAAGCCCUGACUCACUCAACAACUCCUAUUGAUACAAUGUCAGGCUCAAUUUGGGGUGGGCUGCACUACCCUAAACACUCAGUAAUCCUAUGGCUAGCCAACCACUCAAGACUGCUAACUAAGGAGAGACUAUGCAAGAUGGGGAUGAUAACUGAAAGCCUGUGCACCCUGUGUGCAUCUCAGCAAGAAACAUGUAAACAUCUGUUUUUCGAGUGCCAAUACUCAGCAGCUAUCUGGAAUGGAAUCAUGGAGUGGUUAUGUUACUCGAGGAGGUCAUGCAACUGGGAUCAGGUGGUGAACUGGUAUAGUGCUGAACUGAAAGGGAAGGGAUAUAUGAAGAAAGUGAAAAGAAUGGCUCUUUCGGCAACUGUCUAUUGGAUUUGGAAGGAAAGGAAUUUGAGGAUUUUUCAAGGGAAAAGAAUGGCUCUUUCGGCAACUGUCUAUUGGAUUUGGAAGGAAAGGAAUUUGAGGAUUUUUCAAGGGAAACAUCACACUCCAGUCCAACUGAUUAGGGAGGUAAAAAUCUCAAUUUUAACCAAGGUGCUUAAUAAAGAUAUACUUGAUUAUGUAAAGGAAAAGAUAGGAGGAUUGUAA
Molecule: messenger RNA, 1917 nt
Organism: Asparagus officinalis (garden asparagus)
Lineage: Eukaryota; Viridiplantae; Streptophyta; Magnoliopsida; Asparagales; Asparagaceae
Exons: 2
Coding region: 1-1917 (638 amino acids)
Source: RefSeq, a predicted model, not a curated record